Messenger RNA from Culex pipiens pallens (northern house mosquito), 1273 nucleotides. RefSeq lists its product as uncharacterized. Gene Ontology annotation, molecular function: zinc ion binding; nucleic acid binding. The transcript has a single exon. NCBI's taxonomy places the organism in Eukaryota, Metazoa, Arthropoda, Insecta, Diptera, Culicidae. The record is from RefSeq and is a predicted model, not a curated record. Bases 1 to 915 code for a protein of 304 amino acids.
AUGCCGCCGAAAGAGGAACCAACAGCUGAAGGUAGCCAAGCCCAGGUCAUCCGAACUGGUAUGUUUGGACAGAUCGAACAGUUUGUGGUUGGUGAAGACUGGGACGAGUACCAGAACCGUCUGGAGAGGUUUUUCUUGGUCAAUGAAACUUCGGAAGAGUUAAAAGUGCCAGUGAUGUUUACGGUUGCCGGUCCAAGUCUGUACACUUUGGCCACAAGGUUGUGUGCUCCCGAUAGUCCCCGUAAGAAGACGUACAGUGCGUUGGUUGAACUAUUCAAGGCGCACCUAGCACCGACGACAAACGUGGUUUCGGAGCGAUACGCCUUCGGGAAGUGUGAACAGCUCGCGUCCCAAACAAUCUCGGAGUUCGUGGUUAACCUCAAAGCUAAAGCACAGUCGUGUGAGUUCGGGACUUUCCUGUCCGAUGCUCUGCGGGACCAGUUCGUCGUGGGGGUCUACGACGAGAGCCUGCGGAAGAAGCUGCUGACGGAGUUCGGCUUGACCUUCGACAAGGCUUGCAGCAUUGCUCGGAGCUACGAGGCCGCCCUGAACCAGAACAAGGAAAUGUCGAGCCAGUCCGAGGUACGGUUUGCGAGAGUUCAAAAGGUAAGUGGUCAACAGUCCACGGGCGGAAGGAGAGGCGAAGGUCAGGUGAGUAACAGUCGUUUCGGACCAUGCUUCCGGUGUGGACGCCAUCAUAACCCAGCAACGUGUCCGGCGCGUGACUGGAAAUGCUACACGUGUGGAAGGAAAGGCCACAUCUCUACAUACUGCGAAGGUGAGUCUGAGCAAUCUGGUUCGGAAACUGAUGACCGCCGAAACGAGGAUCGCCGCGUUGCAGAGUUGUCAGAAAGCGUGGAAGUACUUCGUCUGAACAUGUGCUCGGAAGUAAGUGAGUCGAAGAAGAAGCAAUAGUCUUAGUUUCAAAAGAAAUUCAAGGUCGAGUCGUCAGUAGUAGUCGUCAAGAGUCGUCAGUAGCAGUCGUCAGUAAUAGUCGUCAAAGUCAAGUCGUCGUCAAAAUGCUAGCAAGAAAAAUUGACCAGAUCUGGAGUCAAGUGAAACGUUUCAUAAUGUCGUCAGUCGUCAGUAGUCACUCAAAAAGUUAUCCGGAAACUUUGGUGAGUCUUAGUUUGUCGUGGGAGAGAUGUAGUAUCCCUCGUAUACUAUAAAAGUAUUGCCAAUAGUUGAAUCCUAAUUGUCAGUAGGUAUCAUUAUUGUAGGUACUGAGAAUAGCUUUUAUAGCACAAGGCCUGGAGAGCACGAGCAGAUCUCG